GUGGAUGUGGGCGGGGCCUCGUCGCGAUGGGCGGGGCUUCCGCGCCCGCUGCCGUCGCCCGUGGAGACACCGGGAGCGGCGGUGGGAUCAUUACAUCGAUAAAAUCAGAGCAAGCCGGACAGGUAGCAAGUCUGCCUAUGUAGAACUUCCCUGCUCCACUGAAAAUGUCUGGCAAAACAGCCACCACGACCAACAACAUUGCUCAGGCCCGAAGGACUGUGCAGCAGCUCAGGAUAGAAGCCUCAAUAGAGAGGAUAAAGGUGUCCAAAGCCUCGGCAGACCUGAUGCUGUACUGUGAGGAACACGCCAAGAAGGACCCGUUGCUCAUGGGCAUUCCUGCUUCUGAGAACCCUUUCAAGGACAAGAAAACCUGCAUUUUGUUAUAGGAGAGGGGCAGCUCCUCCCCAGCCCACCUAGGCAAGGCCAAGCACCAACACUCUGUAAGGUCCCAGCCGUUCCCUGGCUCGGAGCGGCUGCUCUUUUACCAUGUGUCUAAGUCCUUAAGCUUUCCAAAGCAUUCCUUCUGAUCCUUAUCUUUAUUAGGAAGCUGAAUUCAUGUCUUUCCUGGACAAGGGAAUGGGAGCAGCACUGGGGUCUCUGCACAGGGGGGUCCUGGUUGCAUUUGCCAAGUCAAACAAGACCAAAGUUGCCUGAGCUUUGCUGAUAAAGCAGAGGCCAAGUCGUAGAGACCUGAUGAAACAUCACUGGGUUUACAUUUUUUUAAAUGAUUAAUUUUUUUUUGGGGGGGAGGGGGGGUGUGCCUGUGCUGGCAGCACCAGUUCGUGCACAGGUAUGCUUAAAGUGCAUUUUCUAGCAAAAAAACUACCUUGCAAAAUUAUUGUAGCAGCUGCUGAGGAGCUCCAGGGAGCUGUGCCACAGCCUUCCUCCUGCUGGCCUCUCUUCCCAGUGGAGAGUUGAGAAUCAGAGACCUGCAGAUUGCUUUUUCUGCUUUUUAAGAGUUGAAAAAGCAGAAUUUUCAGCUUGGAUUCUGCUGCUCUGCAUUUGCCUCUCUAAUUUAAAAUCCCUGUUAGUAUAAAAACCAUCCUGUCAAAAGAAUGGAAGUCUGGAACUGCCCUGGCAGGAAAGAACGCUGCCCUCACUCGCAAUCCCUGUCACAUUCUGUGCAGGGAGUCAGAAUUUGACUCUUUUUUAAAAAAAAAUUCAUUUUUAAAGGGGAAAAAUGCCAAAUUAUAUUCAGCUUGUGGUUCUGCAUUUAUAAAUGGAGGGCCUUUUCAUCAAGUAUAUAUUUUAUAUAUACACAUAAUAAAAAAGUCUUUCUUCGUGU
Pseudopipra pipra is the source of this 1285-nucleotide messenger RNA. RefSeq names its product G protein subunit gamma 12 (gene GNG12). Bases 165 to 386 code for a protein of 73 amino acids. Gene Ontology annotation, molecular function: G-protein beta-subunit binding. Gene Ontology annotation, biological process: G protein-coupled receptor signaling pathway. The record is from RefSeq and is a predicted model, not a curated record. The transcript has 4 exons. NCBI's taxonomy places the organism in Eukaryota, Metazoa, Chordata, Aves, Passeriformes, Pipridae. Gene Ontology annotation, cellular component: heterotrimeric G-protein complex.